Phaedon cochleariae (mustard beetle) is the source of this 1304-nucleotide messenger RNA. NCBI's taxonomy places the organism in Eukaryota, Metazoa, Arthropoda, Insecta, Coleoptera, Chrysomelidae. The record is from the annotation of a GenBank genome assembly.
CACAGCGACAACAACGAGUAUACAGAGUGUGCGAGUUCGCGCGGCGACAGCGGUAAAUCCUUACCCAGUGCGGUGCGUAUGGGAACGCACAGUGUCAGGUGCAACUAAUCAAACUAAUGCCGGCUCCAGGCCCCCGGCUAUGGGCGGCAGUUGUUUUUUGGCUUAUCUAGCCGCGUGGUUGACGUUUUUUUACGUUUUGUCAAGUUUCGAUGUCACCAGUGGUGACCAACGAUUGCUGCAAGAUCUUGGACUCCACGUACUUCCGGAUAUUUCUAAGAUAAAUAUCAGUUUGGACGAAUACACAACAGUGAUGAGAGAAUAUCUUCAGAGUCGGGAAAAUUCUGCUGAUGAUGCCAAAAUCAUUCCCAAUCUAGUAACAUACGAUGUAGAUCAGAAAGUGGUAUGGAGAAGUUCCUCAGUAAGACUGAGGUUUUCAGUGCCUUUGGAUCGUAGAGCCAAAGUAGAAGAGGCACAACUGAGGUUCCUAGUCCCUCCUCAACUCAACGAUGACACCAUAGUGAGAGUUCAAGUGAAUCUGAUACUCGGCGAGAGGCAAAGACGACUCAUGGAAGAAAAGACUCUGUAUCUAUCGAGGAACUCAACAAAAUGGUGCGAAAUAGACGUUUCCAGUGCAGUGCAAUCGUGGAUCCGCGGUGAAGUGAACCUAGGCUUAGAGCUAUUGUGCUUAGACUUCAAGUGUGAUUUGGACCCCAUUGACGUCGCAGUGACGACGCUAGUACACCCUGGCGCAAGGAGGAUGAGACGAGCUUCCCCAUAUGAAACCGAAAGAAGAACCGAUUGUCAAAAGGGCAGGAAAAAGAAGAAAUGCUGCCGACAAAACAUGAAGGUGGACUUUAGCAAGCUAGGCUUCCCGGAAAUGGCGGGCAUCGUAGCACCUAAACUCCACAACGUCGGAUAUUGCCACGGCUUGUGCCCUCCAAAUUAUAACUUUGCUACCAACCAUUCUAGGAUACAGAGCCUGAUGCAUCAGAUGGAGAAAAGGAAUGGAUCCACGACAUCGAAAAAAAUCAUACCUCGGACUUGUUGUGCCCCCUCGAAACUUAAACAUUUAGACAUAAUUUUGGUUGACAAAGACAAUCAUUCUAAGUUAAGGAAAGAAGUGUGGGACAAUAUGGAUAUAGUUGAGUGUGCGUGUUCAUAAAUGUUCAGUAUUCAAAUUAGGCGACACCAAAGUUGUGAGAACUGACCUCUGAUGCCUGAUACCUAUAGUCAUCGAAAAUACUUCAGAUCAUUAUUAACCGUGCUUUUUGGUGAAUUGACUAAACCGAUUAUUGAUAUUAUAG